UGAUCAUCGGGUGGGUCAGGUCUGCAGUUCUGCAAAGACGUGAGAUCCUCCCGAUGACCGUGUAGAUUAAAUUAAAACAGGACGAGCACAAGUUGAAGUCAUCGCAGAAGGACAAGGUUCGGCAGUUCAUGUCCUUUACACAAGCUGGGGAGAGGACAGCUGUGUACUGCCUGACGCAGAAUGACUGGAAACUAGAAGUUGCCACAGACAACUACUUCCAGAACCCAGACCUUUACUACAAAGAAUCCAUGAAAACCUCAGUGGACCGCAAGAAGCUGGAGCAGCUCUACAACAGAUACAAAGACCCUCAGGAUGAGAAUAAAAUAGGCAUCGAUGGAAUCCAGCAGUUCUGUGAUGACCUGACUCUGGAUCCGGCGAGCAUGAGCAUACUUGUGGUGGCGUGGAAGUUCAGAGCGGCUACGCAGUGCGAGUUUAGCAGGAAAGAGUUCCUGGAUGGCAUGUCCGAGCUAGGCUGUGACAGUCCCGAAAAGCUCAAGGCCAUCCUUCCCAGACUAGAACAAGAGCUGAAAGAUACAGGGAAGUUCAAAGAUUUCUACCAGUUUACCUUCAAUUUUGCCAAGAAUCCAGGCCAGAAAGGUUUAGACCUAGAGAUGGCCGUGGCUUACUGGAAUCUAGUCCUCACAGGUCGCUUCAAAUUCUUGGAUCUCUGGAACCGCUUCCUGUUGGAGCAUCACAAGCGGUCUAUUCCCAAAGACACUUGGAAUCUCCUUCUGGACUUCGGAAAUAUGAUCGCAGACGACAUGUCAAACUAUGACGAGGAAGGAGCCUGGCCCGUCCUCAUUGACGACUUCGUGGAGUUCGCCCGGCCGAUUGUGACGGGGAGUAAACGCAACAUGACAUAAUGUUUGUCCCAGCCUCAUGCAGCGGAUGGAGUUUCUGUUUCUUCCAAUUUUCUUUUUCUGAAUGAGGUUUUGAUACAAAUGAGCCAAAAAGAGACUACUUCUCAAUAAGCCUGUCUGCAGCUUGUCAUUAAGAUUGUUCUUCCAACUGCAUAAGAUGCCUUGGAUGGCGAGUGACCUGGAAAACCAGCUCAGAAUGGAAAGCAGGAAGGGGAAUCAACGAGAGAGGAAACGCUUGUUUUUUUUGUUUGUUUUUUUGUUGGUGUCUGCUGGCUUGGACAGACUUUGGAAUUGCAAUAUGGAAACGGUGGGUACGCUAAAACUCAAAUUACCAACGGGUGUAGCUUUGAGCUGCUACUGUGGACUCACUAACAAGCACCCUUGGCACAGUCAGAGCGAGCUUUUAGCACAUGCAGAGGAUUAAGUUAUAGAUGCAGUAGGAUGUGGCCUCUUACAGUUGUGAAUGGACCAGUAUGUUAAAAUCUGCAUGUUUUUGUCAGCUGGUGUGAAGCAGUGCCAUGGAUGUUGCGGAGGAACAGAGUGACCUACAUUAUUUUCACUGAGAUUGCGAAUGUGUUGCUCUCUAACAAUCACACCAAGAGCAGAGAAAUGGCGUGCUUGCUUGUCAUUGUAUGUUUGUGUGUGUACGUGCGUGUGUGCGUGUGUGUGUGUGUGUGUGUGUGUGUGAGAGAGAGAGCUUGGUGGGGGUUAAACAUAUUGCCUAUUUUACAAUACAAUGCUAAAUAUUAUCAUUUGGUUUUAUUAAUAUAAGAAGUUAGGAUGGUAUGAUUUGCCUUUUACUGAGUGACAGCGAAAACGUUCAGAUCCACAUUUUGUAUCCAGACUGAGAGUUGGACAGAGCAGCAUGCUUUUUGAGCUCAGCACCAGCAGAAUCAUAUUGUUACAGUUGUAAAUUUAAAAAUUCACAUAGAAAUACGAAGAUGAAAUUUUAGAUGAACAAAAAUGUAUAUCUGAGAAAACAGGUAAUGACCUUUAUAAUCGUGAUUAGUACAUAAGAAGCAUUUAGGAUCGUCAUUUUUAAAAUGCUACAGCGUUACAUUUUUUUUUUUUAAGCUUUAGUUUUUGUUUUUUCUUUUGCUCUUGCAGUGUGUCAACAUGUGUACACAAAACGAAACUGACUGGCACAUUGACUGUUUUCUAUUAUCCAGGUGAUGAUCAUAUAUCACCUCUGCAAACUGCACUGAUUUACACUUUUUUCUGAUUUAGGAUUUUAUUUUUUAAAUCAGGCAGCACUGUAUACAGCUACAGAGCUAUUCGGGUUACUACAGUAGGUUUCACUUGCAAACUUUUUUAAAAUGAACAUCUACAUCAUAGCCAAGAGUAUUUAAACUGUUUGUUUACACUGUUGGAGGUUUUGGUCUGCAGCUUUUAUGUUAAAGCACCAUAGAACUACUACAGAGGCACUCAACAAUGCUGCGUGUGCUACCAUCUAGGGGUGGCUGUGGGUUAUAGCAUUUCUCAAUGCACUGUAUUCAGACUCUACAUCAAAGACUUGAGCCUAUAAAACAUAGUCAGUGCAGCAAUGCUUAGUGUCACGUUUACGUGUAAUUAUUAACACUAAACCACCCUGCGUAUGCUAAAUGCAGUGUGACAGAAGGUAGAGCUCAGGUACCAGUCGUUCUCUCCCACUCAUAGUGAGCAACGCUAGGCUUCCUGCACCCACAUUUGUGUUUGCCAUACUUUCUGUUCUGAACAGCGCCGCUGAUCUUGUUAUUGUCACCCCGAUAGAACUUUUGCUAUGUGUUGACAUGUGGAUGGAAAUAUCACAGCAUCAAAUUUCUCUGUUGUGUCAACAACUUCCGACAGGGGAAAUAACUGCCUUUUAUUAGUUAUUAGGUUGAUAAGUCAUAAGUCAUAAACUAUGGUGAUGCCCAUGAUUGUAGACUAAGAAGUUCAAGGCAAAAUCGGAUAUGAAGUUUAUUAUGAAUUCAGUCCCUCAUAGAGUGCAGUGGCAAACAAGACAGUGAGUGUAGAAGCUGAUUAAGGUGUCACACUGUUUAUCAUAGUAACUAAGCAAGUUAGACGUGUGUCGGUUCAAUCAAAUAGCUCAUAUAAAGUGUUCCUGACUGUGUUGCAGCUCUUCUGUUAUACUGUCAAAGUUGUGCACAAACCCAUCUUGGUCAAGGCAGUAACAUGUGUGAAAGUUUUUUGGGGUUUUUCCCAGUUGACUGUUGUUUAAAACCUGAUGUUCUGUGUGGUUCAGGAGCAAGAAAACAUCUUUCAGUAUUCAGUAUGUUAGUAUGGUACAUCUGGUACGUUUUUAGUUGUCAAAUGUGUGGUCCACUGUUUCUAGUCAUACAGAUCAUUCUUAAUGAAGCAGUAUUAUUUUUGCCAGCAAGGAAACAGGUAUUUACAGAAUAAUAUGUUUUGUUGCAGCAGCGUACCAUACAUUGUUUUCUUGAAAAAUGGUGUCAAUAAAGCAUGUUGUUUUUAACAGUCUUGAAAAA
This is a messenger RNA of Stegastes partitus (bicolor damselfish), 3328 nucleotides long. RefSeq names its product DCN1-like protein 2. The transcript has 7 exons. Gene Ontology annotation, biological process: protein neddylation. Bases 129 to 863 code for a protein of 244 amino acids. The record is from RefSeq and is a predicted model, not a curated record. Gene Ontology annotation, molecular function: ubiquitin-like protein binding; ubiquitin conjugating enzyme binding; cullin family protein binding. Gene Ontology annotation, cellular component: ubiquitin ligase complex. Lineage: Eukaryota; Metazoa; Chordata; Actinopteri; Pomacentridae.